AUGGAGUUUGAGGGGGCCUUGACAGGCGGGGACGCUCUGUUCGGCGAUCAGGACCUGCAUCCAGAGCCGCAGCCGCACCACAAGCGCCGCCGCGACCGCGCGCCGCCGUCACUGCAGCAGGACGACGAGCGCACGCCCUCGCCCCAGCCGGCCCAGCAGCCAGCCCAGCAGCAGCAGCGGGAGCAGGAGGAGGGCGGCGGUGCUGCAGCGUCAAACUAUGGGAGCACGAGCGGCGUCGCGCCCCCUCCGCUGCAGCUCAGCAACUCGAACGAUCUGACGCCCAUCGUGCUGGAGGGGCUCCAGGGCAUGCAGGAACACAUUGCGCAAGUCUUUGGAGACCUGGACAACAUGGAGCAGUCUGUGGUGGCGUUCCUCGACAAACUCAAGGACGAGUGGCGCCAGAGAAUCAACAUGGCGCGGGCCAGCCUCGCAGACUUCCAGGCCGACACCGCCGCCAGCCUCUGCCGGGUGUCUGACGAGGCGCAGGUCGGCGCGCGCCGGCGUGACCUGCUGGUGGCGGCCACCCACAACCUCAACGCCCUCGUGGCGAACCUGGGCGGCGCGGGCGGGGGCGACGGCGGGCUGUGA
Molecule: messenger RNA, 588 nt
Organism: Monoraphidium neglectum
Lineage: Eukaryota; Viridiplantae; Chlorophyta; Chlorophyceae; Sphaeropleales; Selenastraceae
Exons: 3
Coding region: 1-588 (195 amino acids)
Source: RefSeq, a predicted model, not a curated record